AUGAAGCAUCUCAUUUUGGUAGGCGCAUGCUACCUCGACACCAUUCUUACUGUCCCUCAUUUUCCCAAUGAGGAUUCGAAACUUCGAGCGACAGCAGUGCAGGUGAGGCGUGGGGGAAACUGCCCCAACUCGCUUGAAGUCCUCCAGCAACUCGUGUCUGCCGGCCCGUACGAGCUCCAGCUCGGGCUGCACCUCGUGUCGUGCCUGCCUGACGCCCGGGCAGCUAGCACGCGUAAGAUAAUGUCGUCCUUCGGCACGAGGCCCGGCUCUGCCAUAUGCUUUGACCAUUGUCUCUACCGGGAGGGCCGCGAAGAGGCCGCUAGCAGUUACAUCAUCCGCAGCAGUGAAACGGGCAGUCGCACUAUCGUGAAUUUUAACAGUCUGCCAGAGAUGUCUGUCGGCGAAUUCGUGAGAAUUGCCGACGUCUUCACAGAGCAUGGGAAUGAGUGUUGGUGGCAUUUUGAGGGCCGAAUCCCGGAGACGACGCUGCGAUGCAUCCGCCACCUCCGCUCCUCUAUGCCCGGUAGCACGAUCAGUGUCGAAAUUGAAAAACCUGGCCGGGAAGGGUUGGAAGCUCUUGCUGCCGAGGCCGAUGUCGUCUUCUACUCGAGAAGUUGGGCUGAGGUAAGGAAGAGGAUACGCCAACCCGGAAGCUUGUCUGAGGAGCGAGGCUCGAUCGACCAGGGCGUAGGCGCCGGGGCUCUUUCGCCGUCCAGUGGCGAGUACAUUCACUGUUCUGCAAUUUCACCCGGGGAAACGGUAGAAGUCGUCGACACCAUCGGCGCGGGUGAUACGUUUAUUGCUGGGAUGCUCUACGGGCUGCAUAUUGAAGCCUUGAGCCGAGAGGCGAGGUUAGAGUUCGCAGUGGGGCUGGCCACCAAGAAAAUCCAGAGGGAAGGCUUUGCAGGAUUGGUACAUACAAGUACCCUCAAGCCUGCAACCUCUUUCUGA
Molecule: messenger RNA, 951 nt
Organism: Canariomyces notabilis
Lineage: Eukaryota; Fungi; Ascomycota; Sordariomycetes; Sordariales; Chaetomiaceae
Product: Ribokinase-like protein
Exons: 6
Coding region: 1-951 (316 amino acids)
Molecular function (GO): kinase activity
Source: RefSeq, a predicted model, not a curated record